Myotis myotis is the source of this 4051-nucleotide messenger RNA. RefSeq names its product solute carrier family 4 member 5 (gene SLC4A5). Gene Ontology annotation, molecular function: solute:inorganic anion antiporter activity; sodium:bicarbonate symporter activity; monoatomic anion transmembrane transporter activity. The transcript has 25 exons. Gene Ontology annotation, cellular component: plasma membrane. NCBI's taxonomy places the organism in Eukaryota, Metazoa, Chordata, Mammalia, Chiroptera, Vespertilionidae. Gene Ontology annotation, biological process: transmembrane transport; regulation of intracellular pH; renal system process. The coding region runs from base 160 to 3609 and encodes 1149 amino acids. The record is from RefSeq and is a predicted model, not a curated record.
CUCAUAAGUCAAGGCCCCACUGUACAUUCUUUUGCCUGAAUUUUUUCAUCUGCGUUAAGGUCUCCCACUAUGCGUGUGGAUUUAACCAUUUCUCCUUGAAAGUCUAGCUUCUCGUGUCGCACACAUACUGAGGCUGUGUUCGUCUUCUACUUUACAGUCAUGAAGGUGGAGGAGGAGGAGGCUGGGGUAGGGGAGCUGGACCCUGCUAGCUACAGGAGGCCAUGCCAGGACCAGGAAGACUGCCAUUCCAUCCACAUUGGGCUUUCCGUCCCCAGUUACCUUCAAAGGAAGAGAGACCAGAAGGGACAGCCCUCAGGCCAGCAGAAGGUCCGCUGGGUCCUGUGGCCGGACAGGGACCCGGCCGGCGCGGGGAGCAGGGCAAGCAGCGGGGACAGCAGUGCGGACCGUGCCAGCAGGACCCGGUCUCCAGCUGCUGAGCAGCUCCAGGACAUCCUGGGGGAGGACGAUGAGGCUCCCAACCCCACCCUCUUCACAGAGAUGGACACUCUACAGCACGACGGAGACCAGAUGGAGUGGAAGGAGUCAGCCAGGUGGAUAAAGUUUGAAGAAAAGGUGGAGGAAGGAGGCGAACGCUGGAGCAAGCCCCACGUGGCCACACUGUCCCUGCACAGCCUCUUCGAGCUCCGGACCUGCCUGCAGACGGGAACGGUGCUGCUCGAUUUGGACAGUGGCUCCUUACCACAGAUCAUAGAUGACGUCAUUGAGAAGCAAAUCGAGGACGGCCUCCUGCGGCCGGAGCUCCGGGAGAGGGUCAGCUACGUCCUCCUGAGGAAGCACCGGCACCAAACCACGAAGCCCAUCCACCGCUCCUUGGCGGACAUCGGGAAGUCGGUCUCGUCCCCCGCCGGUCGAAGCCUAGCCCGGAGCCCCCCAGCCGGCCCCAGCCUACACCGCUCCACCGAGGACCUGCGGGUGCAGCCACGCAUAAGCUACGGCCAUCUGUGUCACGUCCAGAGCAGAAGCAUGAAUGAUAUUCCUCGCACCCAAAACCCAGACCAGCGGAAAAACAAAUUCAUGAAGAAGAUCCCCAAGGACUCAGAAGCCUCCAAUGUGCUUGUCGGGGAGGUGGACUUCCUGGACCAGCCCUUCAUCGCCUUCGUGCGUCUCAUCCAGUCGGCCAUGCUGGGAGGGGUGACCGAGGUGCCCGUCCCCACCAGAUUUCUGUUCAUACUGCUGGGACCUUCUGGGAGAGCGAAGUCCUACAAUGAAAUUGGCCGAGCCAUCGCCACCCUCAUGGUAGAUGAUCUCUUCAGCGAUGUGGCCUAUAAAGCCCGCAAUCGGGAGGAUCUGAUCGCUGGCAUCGACGAGUUUCUGGAUGAGGUCAUUGUCCUUCCGCCUGGAGAAUGGGACCCAAAUAUCCGAAUCGAGCCCCCCAAGAAGGUGCCCUCUGCAGACAAGAGGAAAUCCGUGUUCUCCCUGACCGAGCUAGGCCAGAUGAACGGCUCUGUGGCGGGAGGCGGCGCGGCUGCAGGAGGAGGCCCUGGAGGUGGCAGUGGUGGUGGUGGGGUCGGCGGAGGGAGCAGCACGGAUGACAGAGAGAUGCCGGCCAAGCACGAGAUCGGGGAAGAGCUUAUCUGGACAGGAAGGUGCUUCGGGGGCCUGUGCCUGGAUGUCAAGAGGAAGUUGCCCUGGUUCCUAAGUGACUUCUAUGAUGGCUUCCACAUUCAGUCCAUCUCUGCCAUCCUAUUCAUCUACCUCGGCUGCAUCACCAACGCCAUCACCUUUGGAGGGCUUCUGGGGGACGCCACUGACAAUUAUCAGGGAGUGAUGGAGAGCUUCCUGGGCACCGCCAUGGCCGGCUUCUUGUUCUGCCUCUUCUCGGGACAGCCUCUCAUCAUCCUGAGCAGCACAGGGCCCAUCCUCAUCUUCGAGAAGCUCCUCUUUGACUUUAGCAAAGGCAAUGGCCUGGACUACAUGGAGUUCCGCCUCUGGAUUGGCCUGCACUCAGCCAUCCAGUGCCUUGUCUUGGUGGCCACGGACGCCAGCUUUAUUAUCAAGUACAUCACCCGCUUCACUGAGGAGGGCUUCUCCACCCUCAUCAGCUUCAUCUUCAUCUAUGAUGCCAUCAAGAAGAUGAUCAGUGCCUUCAAGUACUACCCCAUCAACAUGGACUUCAAGCCUGACUCCAUCACCACCUACAAAUGCGAGUGCGUCGCUCCGGACACAGCGAACAUAACCGGGUUCAAUGCCUCAGCCCUGCUGCCACCAAACACCAACACUUCUCUGUACAACCCCCUUAACCUCACAGCGCUGGACUGGUCCCUGCUGAGCAAGAAGGAGUGUCUGAACUACGGUGGCCGCCUGCUCGGGAAUUCCUGCCAGUUCAUCCCAGACCUGGCACUCAUGUCCUUCAUCCUUUUCUUCGGGACGUACUCUAUGACCCUGACCCUGAAAAAGUUCAAAUUCAGCCGCUAUUUUCCUACCAAGAUCCGGGCCCUGGUAGCUGACUUUUCCAUUGUCUUCUCCAUCCUGUUGUUCUGUGGAAUCGAUGCCUGUUUCGGGCUGGAAACCCCCAAGCUGCAUGUGCCCAGUGUCAUCAAGCCCACAAGGGCAGACCGAGGCUGGUUCGUGGCCCCUUUUGGGAAGAACCCAUGGUGGGUGUACCCAGCGAGCAUCCUGCCCGCCCUGCUGGUGACAAUCCUGAUAUUCAUGGACCAGCAGAUCACAGCUGUCAUCGUCAACCGGAAGGAAAACAAGCUGAGGAAGGCUGCUGGCUACCACCUGGACCUGUUCUGGGUGGGCAUCCUUAUGGCCCUGUGCUCCUUCAUGGGGCUCCCCUGGUACGUGGCUGCCACCGUCAUCUCCAUUGCCCACAUCGACAGCCUCAAGAUGGAAACGGAGACCAGUGCCCCAGGGGAGCAGCCCCAGUUCCUGGGGGUCAGGGAACAGAGAGUGACCGGCACCAUCGUCUUCAUCCUGACGGGAAUCUCCGUCUUCCUGGCUCCUAUCCUGAAGUACAUCCCCAUGCCUGUGCUGUACGGAGUCUUCCUCUACAUGGGCGUGGCCUCCCUGAAUGGCAUCCAGUUCUGGGAACGCUGCAAGCUCUUCCUGAUGCCGGCCAAGCACCAGCCGGACCACGCCUUCCUGCGGCACGUGCCCCUGCGCCGGAUCCAUCUCUUCACUCUGGUGCAGAUCCUCUGCCUGGCCGUGCUCUGGAUCCUCAAGUCCACGGUGGCCGCCAUCAUCUUCCCGGUCAUGAUCCUGGGCCUCAUCAUUGUCCGAAGGCUGCUGGACCUCGUCUUCUCCCAGCACGAUCUGGCCUGGAUCGACAACAUCCUCCCAGAGAAGGAGAAAAAGGAGACAAAUAAGAAGAAAAAGAGAAGGAAAGGGGCCCAUGAGGACAGUGACAAGGAGGAAAACGAUCCUCCAGCUGGAGUUACUCAUUCUGAUUCUUCCUUCAGUGACUCAGAACCUGAUCGAAGCAUCACCUUGCACUUCAAAAUUUCCUGUCCAGCUUCACCUGCUUUCAACUACUCUCAGAGGCCAGUGUUCAUGGUGCCACAGGUGAAGAUAGAGAUGGAGUCAGACUGUGACUUCACAGACAUGGACAUGUACGGAAGAGACGCUGUCGGCGAGACCUCCCUCUAGGAGGCCACAGCGUCCCCAGAGAGGGGGCAGAGAGGGAGGGCAUGGUUUAGUCUUCAUCGUGAGGGUCUGGGCCACAACCCUGAACUUCUCGGAGCCCGUUUCCGUAUUUAUCAAACAGAGUCAUUAUUCCAGUUGAUGAAAAACUGGGAAUCCGUCAAUGAAAAGUACUACUUAGGUGCAAAAUCUCCCCUUCCUUUGUAGUUAUGCAACAACGAAAGCAAUAUGUUAUACAUUAUUUUAAAAUACAGGUCAGCAUAGAAAUUAUAACAUUUCUUUUGAAAUUAAAAAAAAGAAAAUGCUUACCUCCCAAAACUGUGGUUAAAGGUGCAAUAGUCCAUUUUUAUUGAAAAUAAAUUAACAGUUGAGAAUUUUUUUUUUUUAAUAUAUUUUAUUGAUUUUUUACAGAGAGGAAGGGAGAGAGAUAGAGAGUUAGAAACAUCGA